AUGGUUGUUGCACCCUACCUGAAGUGGGCCGCGCUCAUCCUGGCCACUGUCCAGCUGGGUGCUGCGCAGACUUAUACUGACUGCGACCCGCUCAACAGUACCUGCUCUGCUGAUACCGGCCUGAAUCAGUAUGAGUUCACCACCGACUUCACUUCCGGUUCUUCGGCUUUCAAUAAGUGGAAUACUACCCAGGGUACUGUGGAAAGCACUUCGCUCGGUGCCAAGUUCACUAUCUCGGAGCAGGGCGAUGCUCCAACUAUCGAGAGUGACUUCUAUAUCUUCUUCGGCCACGUUGAUGUCAAGUUCAGAGCCGCCAACGGCACCGGUAUCAUCAGUACCUACAUUCUUGAGUCGGACGAUUUAGAUGAGAUCGACUGGGAGCAAAUCAGUACCUAUGACUACUCGAUCGAGACCGAUUACUUCGGCAAGGGAAACACCACCUCCUACGACCGUGGUACAACUGUCAAUGUCACCACUCCCCUGGAGACUUUCCACACCUACAGUCUUGAAUGGACCACCAGCAAGCUGGAGUGGCUCCUGGAUGGUGAGGUUGUCCGUUCUCUGAAGUACUCCGAUGCUCUCAACGGCAAGAACUAUCCCCAGACUCCUAUGCGCAUCAAGAUCGGUAUCUGGGCCGGUGGUGACCCCGACAACAGUGAGGGCACCAUUGAGUGGGCUGGUGGCGAGACUGACUACACUGCUGGUCCUUUCUCCAUGUAUGUCGAGUCGGUCAAGAUCAUCAACUACAACCCGGCCAAGUCCUACAAGUACACCGACAAGACCGGCUCCUACACCAGCAUCAAGGCCUCCAACGGCACCACCUCGACUAACUUGAGCUCAAGCUCCAGCUCUGCCGCCUCCUCCUCGUCGACCAAGGCCUCCGGCUCUUCCAGCUCCUCCAGCUCUUCGGCUUCCACUUCUGCUUCUAGCGUCAGCUCCGCUGGCUCUAUCUCACUGUCUAGCUCUCUGUUUAUGGCCUCUGUGUUUGCUCUUGUCGCUGGAGCUUUCCAGCUGUGA
Molecule: messenger RNA, 1017 nt
Organism: Penicillium macrosclerotiorum
Lineage: Eukaryota; Fungi; Ascomycota; Eurotiomycetes; Eurotiales; Aspergillaceae
Product: glycoside hydrolase family 16 protein
Exons: 3
Coding region: 1-1017 (338 amino acids)
Biological process (GO): fungal-type cell wall organization; carbohydrate metabolic process
Cellular component (GO): fungal-type cell wall
Molecular function (GO): glycosyltransferase activity; hydrolase activity, hydrolyzing O-glycosyl compounds
Source: RefSeq, a predicted model, not a curated record